Messenger RNA from Ictidomys tridecemlineatus (thirteen-lined ground squirrel), 9209 nucleotides. The record is from RefSeq and is a predicted model, not a curated record. Lineage: Eukaryota; Metazoa; Chordata; Mammalia; Rodentia; Sciuridae.
UUCAGCAUUGUGGGUGGGCCAGUAUUACAGGACACAGCCAAACUAUGGAAUGGAGGGCUUACUAACUUCAUCAAUUGAUACAACACUUUUGGAGAUUCUACAAUAUACAGGCAGUGUCACUGUACUCACUGUGAAGAAAUCUCAGGAAGGUCAGACAUGGGCUUAUCACGUGUGGACUCCUAGCACAGCAACAGAGAACACAGGCCCCAGUACAAGCCCCGGCACAAGAGAACAAGAUCUAGGGACCAAGAUUCUACCCUGGGAAUAAAGGCUGCUUUCUUCAAGACCUCUGCUGAGCAGGGGAGGACCCUGGGCCAAGGAUUUAGGGACCAAGAUUCUACUCUGGGAAUAAGACUGUUCUCUUCAAGACCACUGCUGAACAGGGGAGGACUCUGAACCAAGAGAAGUGUACCCAGAAGCUCAGAUUCCUGUCUGCACUGCUGUAUAAAGGUUUUCCUGAAUUCAUAAGCCAUGGACACAAGCGAGCAGAUGCCUGAUGAGCCUCUCCUCAGAAGCAAAAGGAAGCAAGAUCUUCCAGAGAUGCUCAGAGAAGUAGGACUGGAAGUUGAGUACUGGUUGAUCAAGCUGAAGGAAGUCCUGGGUGUGACCUGUGCCCAGUCAUUGAGUUAUUUAAAAGAAAAAGACCUCCAGAAGCUGAAAUAUGAGGUAAAAUAUCCAUGGGAGCAAAGGGCCCUGGAGAAGCUGCUUGACCUGUCCCACUCAAAUAGUCUUGCAGAGUUACAGGAGUCACCACUGGAGAGGAAAAAGGAGAAGCAGACAGAACAAGCAGUGAAAGAGAUAAGGAACAUGCUGUCAGAAAGGAGACAGAGACAGGAAGAGGCAGUGAAGAGAAAGGAAGCAGAGCUGAGGCAAGCCAUGGAGAUCCCUGAAGAGAACAGGCUGAAGCCUCCAAAGCCCCUAAGGGAAAUCAUGGAAAUCAUGAAGAAAGAACUCAGUCCUAUGGAGCAGAUGCCAUCCAACAGGCCAAACCUCCCAGAUAGAGAUCUGGUAAGAUGGUCAUCUGGAGGGCUGGCCCUGCAGGGAAUAUACAAAACCUGCCACCACAUGGACCUGAUACAGAGGAGAGAGGAGCUACUCAGUGUCCCCAAGGAGUUCUCACUCCUUGGCCCUCAGCAGGGCACAUUGAUGAAAUCUGAAGAAUUUACAUCUUCUCAAGCAGAAGUCAUGUUCACCCAGUCUAUGGAGAAUUUAGGCUUCAGUUUAACUACUUCAGCCAAGGGUGGAGGUUGGGGAUUUAGUUUAGAAACUGAACUGGAUAAAAGCAAACAUUCAGAAUCCAAGCAAACCCACCUAACAAAUUCUGAGUGCUCUUAUUUCUGCUCAACCAAGUUCAGAUACACUCCCAUGGCAUCCUGCCACUUCCCCAUUGAUCAGCUGCAGUUGUCCAAUGCUGCUCUUCAGGAAUUGAAAUGCCUUGAAGACCUUAUGGAUCAGACUACAGACUCCCAGGAAUCCCAGGUGCUGAAACACUGGAGUGAAAGAUUCUUCCACAGGUUUGGCUCUCAUGCUAACCAAGGCCCUCUGCACCUGGGAGGAAUCUACUGGUGGAAGGCUGUCUCAAAGUGGUUCCAAAAUUAUCACCUAGUUGAUAUAAAGCAGCAGGCAAUAGAGGCCCUGGAUUUUUACAUAAGUGGUGGCUACCAUGGUUUUGGAAUGAAUGUUGCUGCAGGUAUGAAUGUGUCAGACUCACAUUCAAAAGCAGCUAUUCAGAACAAAACUUUUCAAAACCUCCAAACCAAAUUCGAAUUAUCUGUGUCCAAGACAGGUGGACCACCAGAAGCAGAUGACCUUGCUCAAUGGAAAGCUGGCCUUGUUGCCAGCAAUCAAACCUGGUGUGUCAUUGACCGGGGAUUCCAGCUGGUGCCUAUUUGGGACAUCAUCCUCUCCAGCCACAGAAGUGAUUUUAAGGAUCCAUGUAAGGUAGCUAAGUGUCUGAAAGACAACUACACUGCUCUGACUGGCCUUACUUCCCAAAUCCAAGAGGGAGAGGAGAUACUGAGUGUUAGGCAAGAGGUUAGAGUUUUCCUAGAUGCUGUGAAGUCCUGGGAAGUCUCUGAUCCUGAAGAACACCUUCAAAAGCUGAUAAAUUUUAAGCAAACACUGAGUCAAAAAACAAAAGUAAAUGACACUUGGAUUAACCUAUGCCUCACAGAUAAGGAUCUGCAGACUUUUCUAGUCAAUACCAUCAAUUUUUGCAAAAUGUCUACCAAUUGUAAAACAAAUUAUAUUAAAAUUCAGUUGUGCAGCCUUCUAGAUCCUCACAUCUACAAAGUGGAAAAUUUUCCUCAGACUCACUCCAUUAUGCACUGGAUCAAACAGUCAGAUUCAGAGCAAGAGCAAGUCCACAUCUCCCGAUUUCCUGAAUUCAUUGAAAACUUAACAAAAACACACAAAGAAUUCUUGGAAGUGAAGGUCCAAGAAAAAGUAGAAGAAGCUCAAAGAAAGGCCACAUAUGAGGUCUGCUUGGCUCUCAACAGCUUCUUGAGCCACUUGCAAGCAACAGAGCAGCCAGACACUCAGCUCUUGCUACUUUCCAUUGCAGCUGGUGCAGGAUAUCAGGUGGGAAGCAAUAUUUUUAAGCCUCUCCUGGGGCCUGGUGAAUUAAACUUCCUCCUGGAUGAAAUGAAAACUGCCUUUAAUGAAUACCAGAAGCUCAAAAGUAUUUCCAGCUAUAGGGCCCAUGCAUUCCUGGUGCUCACAGGUCUGACAGCCACAGCUGAAUUAAGAGCUCUAUCUACAGAAGAGAAGACAAAAUGCAUGGAAUUUAUAAUAAAACACAUGGGACAAUUAUUUUCUAAAGAAGUUGUACAUGUCCUCACUAGAUUUGAGGAAGAUUAUGAUUGGGAAAACCUAGAAAGAAACUUGAGAUUACUCAUUGAUGGAGAUUAUGAAGCCACCAUCUCUUCUUUGAAAAGGGAUGACGUUGAAAGAGAGCUACUAAAACUUUUCCAUGAAAAUAAAUGGCCCUGUGAACCAGAUAUUAAUGAAAAUAACACAAAUGAGGAAAUAGAUAAUGAAGCCUUCCUAGACUUACUCCAGCGUCUAGGCCUACAACAUUACUACCCUAAAAAAAUGAGUAAAGCUAAAUUUCAUCUGAUCUACAAGACUUCCCUUUACAACACUCAGCCCAAUUCUGAAAAGGAACUUCCCUUUUAUUUCCUUCAGAAGCUAAUGUUGCUGGAUUAUGGACUGAGAUACCUUGUCUUUAAAGACUAUGGAAAUAGAGAAUCUAAGGUUUCUCCAAGUGCCUCCAGUCAGGAAUAUGAGGGUUUUGAUCCAUAUGAAGACUUUGUUGAAGAUAGUGAUACUCUCACUGAUCCUUUGACUACUGAGUCAAGGCCCCACAUUCACCCCAUGGAUAUCCAGAUGACCAUUUUUCACUGUGCAGAUGAUUUUGCCAGACAAUAUAUUUUGACCAAACUUUCUACUUGUCAAUUUGCCCUGCCUCUCCUGGUGCCAAAUCCUUGCACUUCUCAAAUCGAAUUCUCUCUCUGGUCUCUCAGAAAAGUUAGGAGAAGUUGGCAGCAAGAAAAGAAAUCACCACAUGGGAAGAACAGUCAUAAGUGUCAGCAGAUGUGUUGUUUAGCCACCUUUGUCAUUGGGCUUGCAAACUUGACUCUGAUCAAUAUAUUUGGGGAGAAUCCAUCAGAAAUGCAAGAUAUCCUACAGAUAGCUGUCCAAGCCUUUCUGAGGAUGAAACAAGUGAAAAUUUCCCCCAGGUGCAUAUUUGUCCAUCAGAAUGUAGGAGAAGUGACAGCUAAAGACCAAACUACAGAAGGACGAAGGCGGUUAGAGCAGAGGCUAGAUGAAAUGGCAGCACUGGCUGCUAAACAAGAAGAGUGCUCAGAUGUCACUCACUUCAGUGAUGUCAUCAAGUUUGAUGUCAAUAAUCACGUGUACUACUUUGCUCACCUUUGGGAUGGCAAUCCCCCCAUGGCCCCUCCCAAUCCUCGUUAUAGCCACAAUGUCCAGGAACUGAAAAGUACAAUUCUUUUAACUGCCAAACAGGAAUCCAAGGGAAGCAUCAUGAAGAUAUCAGAUGUAAAAUUCAGGGUUCAAGAUUUGUGGAGAGCCCUGGUAAGUGAGAACUUCAUUUUCAGUUUCAGAAACACCCGGGAGGUCAUGGCCAUGAGCAAAUUGGAAACCAUGUAUAACCACUGGACCUGGGAGCUCCGGAGUCAUAUGUUGGACUUGCAGAACCAGCUUCACAAUCAGAUUCAGAAUAGAAAAAUUCUGACACUCACAUCAAGCAUAAUUGAGUGUCCAGUUACAGAGAAAUAUGAAACCAUCAAGCAAGUACUUGAAAAAUAUUUUACUGAAGACCCAGAGAGAGAGAUACUUGUCCAAUGGAAAGCCUAUUUUGAAAAUAAGCUACUAAUCCUUAAAGAGUCACUUAUUUCAGACACCAAGAGAAAAGCCCAUGAGCUUAUUCAUCUCAAAAAAAAUCAAGAACAACUAGAACAGAAAAAGACUGUAUAUGAAAAUGAAUUAUUGAAGAAGAGCCAAAACUUGGCUUUAAGAGUAAAAGGUAAAAAGUUGAGUGAUGAAGAAUUAUAUGAGAAAUUCAGUCAACUUUGGGGAAAAUGGGUUUGUGAAGUGUCCUCAAAUCUCCCUCAAGCCACAGAGCCUAAAAUUGAUGUGCAUGCUGAAAACAUCCUUUUGGAUUAUUUCAGAAAAGAGAAAAACAUAGUAGAAAAACUAAAGAGAAAUAUUGGAAAGAAUUUUCAGCUAGAUUUUGGAAAACAUGUCAAGAUGUGUAAGGGUGUAUUUUUCACAAAGAGUUUAGAGGCCUGUGAUAAAGUAUCCAUUGAUAUGACUACUGAUCGUAUUUUUUCAAGAUUUAAUGAAUAUAUUGAAAAUAUUACGAAUCAACAACGUGAUUAUGAUCAAAGUGACUUCCAUCAAAUCCUGAGAAUAAUAGAAGAGGAAGGGAAAUCUGAACACACCAAGAAUAGAUAUACAUUUACAAGUGAAUACAACAUUGAAUUAUCUUCAUAUUUAUUUCAAAAAGCAACAAAGGAUUUUAUGGAAAGGCAUUGGGCAUUUAGGAGAGCAAAUGAUCCUGUAAAAUAUCUAGAACAAAAGAAAGACGAUUUUUUCAUGAGUUUCAAGAUCUCCUGCCAAGGUGCAACCUCCAUCACAUGUUUUGUAGAUUUUCUGUGGCAAAAGCUCACUCCUGCUGUCUCUGCUACCAUCCAGGGGAAAAUGGUCCCUAGAAUAGCUGGGGAGAUAAGAGCCUCCUGCCCUGCAUUCAAUGGAAACAGGUCUAACCUGGAGAAACACAUUCUCAUCUCUCUAGCAGAAGAAGAAAAUUUUGAAAAUUAUUGGCAAUACAUUUACAAUCCAAAAUCAUUUUGUAGGAGUUACAUUGAGAACUAUACCAAAAAGUACUGUUCAGAAAACAGAGAUAAAAAAAUGAAGACUUUAUUCAAAACAAGUCUUGAUGACAUCAAGAAUACCAUCCUCUCUGCCAUUCAUGAAUCCACAGCAGUAGCCAAAGACAGAAGCAGCACUGCAUCUGGGUGGCUGGAUUUGUUCUGUGAUCACCUGGGGAACAACUUGAUUUUCCCACGAAGAGACUUGAUAAACAUUGAGCACCAAGAGAUAAAAGAUAUGGAUUUUCUCAAAGAAGCCAUGAGUGCAAGUUUGGAUCCUGCAAUGAAGAAGGUGGAACAGAACUUGUCAAGUAUGCCUAUAGAAGAAAUGGUUCCUGAAAUUGAGAAAAUCCUCUCUGAACAUCUCUGUGGAUGUUGGAAACAGUGUCCCUUCUGUAAUGCAAUUUGUACAAACACAAUUCCUGAACAUGAUGGAGACCACAGUGUUCCAUUUCAUCGUCCUCAGGCUGUCAGUGGAGGCCAGUGGUAUAGAACAGACCACUUUGUCAUUGAUUGUUGUACUAGUUUAGUAGCAAGUAAUAAUUUGCUUGUUUUAAGAGAUGAUUGGAUGAUCCCAUUUAAGAACUAUCGGGAGGUAGGAGGGGAUUAUGCCACAUGGAGCAUCACACCAGAUUCAUCCACCCAGCCAUACUGGAAAUGGUUUGUCUGUCACUUCAGAACAAAAUUGGAAGAAAAAUAUCAGCUAAAAUUUAUAGAUAAAGGUCAAAUCCCCUAUGAAUGGGACAAAAUCACUAAGCAGGAAGUGCUUAAUGACUUGAAAAAAUAAUCUUCAAUGACCACAUAAACACCUUAGCAUCGGUACAAAGUCACAGUACCAAGCAACCUCAAAAUAUAUCCUCCUUACAACUAGAGCUUUACAUAUUCCACUUUGUAAAGGAAAUGUUUAAAAAGUGAUUAAAUAUCAAUUGAAGAAUUUAAGAGUUCCUUGAAAAAUACUUGAUAUCUCUCUGUCUCAAUCCAUUUGGAUUAGAAAGAAAUUACUAAAAUACGAGCAUAUGACAAAAUCUAAAUAUCUAGUUCCUAUUUUGAAAUAUUGCUCUACAUAUUUUAAAAUAUGUAAUACCUCAGAAAAAAAUUAUCUUCACACGGAAAAUUUUAAGUCAUUUCAUGAUAUUGCAAAUUUCUCUACAGUAACUGCAUGGCUGUUGAACUAAUAUACAAGUCUUGACAAGCAACUACAAAUAAACUUUCUCUACUUCACUGAAUUUUUUCACUCAUUCAAUCCAUGAAGAAAAUUUACUCACCCUGAAACACAAAAACAUUCAAGGAAAUUUCAUGAUUCCCAUGUAUAGUAUUUUAUAGGGAUAUUUUAUUCUAGCAGAGAACAAACCAGAGACUUGACGAAGAUAAAGUCUUCAUCAAGUCAGGAAACAUUAUCAGGCAAACAUAGGAAAUAGAAGUUAAAUCACUGCUUCAUUUAAUCAACAUUCUCUUCUUUCUGGUUUCUUGGAACUUUCUUUGUCAUGUUACAAAAAGUUGAGUUAUUCACAAAGUUUAGAUCUUCAAAGCUAGUGUUAUCUGCCUGAGAUUACCUCCUGAAACAAGUGUAAUGAUAACCAUGUAAAUGGGACCCUAUCCAUCAAGUCUGUGGACAAGGUCAAAUUAGAUAAAGCCGUUAAUGAUUAUAAACACAACCUCUAAAGAAAAAAAAUGAAAAAAUAUCUACUUUUUAUAAAAAUUUCAUAAUUAUUAUUCAAUCUUAAUUGGGUUCUCACAUUUUAAUAAAAAUUUAUAUUUUAUGUAUAAAUAUAUAUUUCAUGUAUAAAAUGCAGAGGAGUGCUUAUCUACAAUGAGACAUAUUUUUGCUUCCUUAUACUUUUUGGGUGCUAGGGGAAUCACCCUUCUACAAACCUAUACCUUAUGCUCAGUUCUCAAAGCUGAUGAUUUAAAAGAAUGCUGAGGCAAGAAGAAAAUGUCUUCAUUUUAGACAUAAAAAUACCCUUUGGUUUCCAUUUACUGCUGCAGGCUCUACCUAUCUAUGGACAGUGAAAAGACACGACCAAAGCCACAGUAGUUAAACAACGUAGAUCUUCAGAAAUGGGAGAUAGGAAUGCUGACUCCAUCACCUUUGUCCACCACAGGACUAUAAAUAUAUUAUCAGUUUCAGAUCUACUGACUAGAAUCUCCAUAAGUUUUCUGUUUGUUUUUGCUGUAGCACUGUGGAUUAAACCCUGGCAUUACACAUGUCAGGAAGCACAUUAUUACUCAACUACAGCAUUUUUUUUAAAAUUUCAGAGAUGCAGUUUCAUUAAGAUGCAACCUGUGAGCCUCCUGCCUCAGGCUCUCAGGUUGCUGGGAUUAAAGGUAUCAGAAGUAUUGAAAAAAAAUUGUGAAGGAUAUAGGUGUUCUUGAACAGAAUGAUUUUUUUCUGAAAAAUAGUCUUGGUGAGAGUUGGGAAGAACUCUUAAUGAGAUCAACCUGAUAUAGUGUUGGGAACAGAAGCUCUGCACAGCAUGGUGCCUGUCACACUCAUCACUGCAAGCUUUGAAAAGGCUUAAUGUUCAAUUGACAUUAGCUGAAUGCUUUUUAUAUUGAAUGAAUCAAUAUAGUCUUCAACUAAUAAGUCUCAUAUAUUACUUUUGAUUUUAAAGCCAAAAAUAUUUUGCAAAAGUAAAAAGGCCUCUAAUAAAUUCCUCGGGUAUGUUAACAGUGUGAUUCUUGCAUGAGAUACCAAGGCCAAACUAGAGAGAUGACAAAAAUAUUGGGAAGAGGUAAAUUAUAAUAAAAGAAGAUGACUAUGUAGAGAUGGUCUUUUCUGUGAUACAAUUAGGGAAAAUAAUCAAGUUGGUGCAGGAAAUGGGAGAAAUAAUAGUGUUAGUAUUUUGGGUCUCAUUAAGGAAGAGACCUCAGGAACAGUGGAGCAGGGGAGAGGAGUCAGUGGGGAUGAAAACAUCAAGAUGUAGAGCACUGGGUCUGAUUGAAGGUCACAAAAUUAGAGUUAAAUAGGUGCAAGGUUAGUACGGGUAGGAUUCUCAUGGGUAGCAGAAUGAGCCUCAGUCACUGAGGUGAGGAGCAGAGAAAAAGGAAUUGGGGGUCACCACAUGAGCAGAUUUCAGAUGUUCCAGUCAUUAAGGCAAAGGUGCCAAGUAGCGUGGUAAAGGAAUCACAAGGCCAAUAGAGAUGGAGCAAGGAUGGUAAUGGACCUAGAAGAGUAUGGAAAUUCAUGACAGGAUGUAAGUUAUUCACUUAUAUGUGGACUCCAAAAAUGAGAACUCAUAGAAAUAGAGAGUAGAACGCAGGUUACCAGAGACUGAGGACAGGGUGGGGGAUAAGGGGAAAGUUUGGUCAAAAGGGAAAGUUUCAGUUAAAGAAGAGGAAAAAUUCUGGUGAUCUAUAAAACCAGGUGACUAGUAACUAUGCCAAUUAUUAUCAUUAUUAUUAUUGCUAUCUUACUGAAAUGUGGUUGUGUUUAUAGUCUGCUCACUUAUAAGAAGCAAGUCCAAGCUUUCAAUUUUAAUCCAAGUAUGAGUUGCAUAAGUGUUUGUAGUGCUCGUUUCUCAGUCUGCGUUUUAUUUUCUCUAAAUGUAAUCUUAAAAUAAAGUAGAAUUAAAAUAAUCAUGCUUAAUGAAUUAUACAAUACAAAAUUUCAAACAGUGAAAUUUAAGUGUCAUAACCCCCCCCCAAAAAUAGAUAAGUACAUAAAGUUAUGGAUAUGUUAACUUGCCUAAUUUGCUUAUUCCUCAAUGCAUGCAUGUAUAAAAGAAUCAAAUUGUACCCCAUAUUAUGUACCUUUAUUAUCUGUUAAUAAAAAUUAAAAAUAAACUGAAUAAAAAUGAUUUACAUAAAAUACAA